GGAAAUCUUUCUCCAAUGAAUGAAAUGACAUUUCACAAAUGCGCAGUAAUCAUGCGCCUUAGCAAAAUAUUGACAACAAUGCCGUCAGAAAGCCCAGCGGUACCAGCGCAAACAGAAAAACCGCAACAUUACCUGUAUUUGAAAGAAUUCAGAACACAACAGUGCCCGUUAUUUCUACAGCACAAAUGCACUCAACAUAGACCGUUUACUUGCUUCCACUGGCAUUUUAUGAAUCAGAGACGAAGAAGACCGAUUCGUAAACGUGACGGAACUUUUAAUUACAGCCCAGAUGUGUAUUGUACCAAGUAUGACGAUACAAACGGGCUCUGUCCGGACGGAGAUGAGUGUCCCUUCCUUCAUAGAACAGCAGGAGACACGGAGAGGAGGUAUCAUUUGAGAUAUUACAAAACAGGAACCUGUGUUUAUGAAACAGACUCCAAAGGAAAUUGUGUCAAAAAUGGGCCACACUGUGCAUUUGCCCAUGGAGCCCAUGAUUUGCGACCCCCUAUAUAUGAUAUCAGGGAGCUGCAGACUAUAGAGACGCCCGACCUUAAAGCCUCGCUAAGUUCAUCAUCGGGAACGCCAAGUAGUUUAGAAAAGGACAAAAUCCUAGCAGAAGAUCCAAAGUGGAAUGAUACCAACUUUGUCCUGGCAAAUUACAAAACAGAACCCUGUAAGAGACCCCCUCGGCUGUGUAGACAAGGCUAUGCCUGCCCAUCAUUUCACAACACAAGGGACAGGAGAAGAAGUCCAAAGAAGUGCAAGUACAGAUCUACGCCUUGUCCUAAUGUAAAACAUGGAGAUGACUGGGGAGACCCCACACAGUGUGAAAAUGGAGACAACUGUGCUUACUGUCACACUAGAACUGAGCAGCAGUUUCACCCAGAGAUUUACAAAUCAACAAAAUGUAAUGAUAUGGUGCAGACUGGAUAUUGCCCAAGGGGUCCAUUUUGUGCCUUUGCUCAUGUAGAGCAAGAAAUAACAACGCAGAGGGACAUGUUAUCUACCAGUGAGAAUUCUUUAGCUGCUUUUAUGUCGACAGUGUUACCCAUAGCUGAGAAUCCUCAAACGUUAUACACAACUAAUGAUCACCAUUCUAUUCAGAAAGGGAGUCAGAAUGGUUCCACAUCUUCACCAAAAUUACCUGAUCCUAUAGGAAAGGAACGAGCUAACAGUAUUCCUAGUAAUAACUUAAUUGGAAAUGUCCAUCUCCAUGCCAGCAGCCCCCUUCCUGAGCCCAUAGGGAAGGGGCGAUCUAGUAGUACCUCUAGUAGUAUUACAUCAGACUCGGGAUUCUACCAGCGAGCCCCGGGGUCAGAGAGGGAAGACUCACAAAUGGUCAGUAUGAAGUUGCGUCAGCAGUUACAAUCCAUUGACAGUGACCAAACAAUAGAUUUUGUGGAGAAAUCCAAGCGUAAACAGAAUUUGCUGAUGUUACACAGCUUGACCUUUUCCACAAGUACAACCCCAAGUCCAGUGGCCAAUCAACAGCCUUCGGUGUCCACUAUGUCGCCACUGGCUCCAGCUUUCUACCCCCCGGGCGAUACAGUGGGAUCUGUAGUAGGACACGCAUUAGAUGACUUAAAUCUAGAUGAUAUAGAUAUUAACAGUAUAGAUAGAGAACUUGAUAAAGAUGAAGUUAACUCCCUUAGUAGUUCUUUAAGUGCAGGGAUCCCAACAUCAGGUUUUGGUGCCCAGUCCAUACCUAUAGGAAUCCCUGGGGGCAUACAGAGGGGCAGCAUCGGAAGUCUAUCGCAGUCUCCUCCCUCGCCAUUCGGGAGCUUUUCCCACUCUCUAUUAACGGGAAAUCAAAAGCAUGAAUCAGGAGAACAGAAUUUAUCUUUAUUGGGUUAUCAUAACCACAACAAAUUUAGUGAAUUGAAUUCCAUGUCUCCUCGGAGCGGUCCUGGAGGACCCCACUCUCCACUGUAUUCCUCCUCAAAUCUGUCCAAUAGUUCUCAAGGAGCAGAUAUGCAAAAGUUGCGAGAGGAGUUUCAGCAUUACAAGACCCGACAAGAGCACUGGGAGCAGGCUUAUUCCCAGGCCAAAAGUGCAUGUGAAGCUUGGAAGAGAGAAGCUGAGGAAUCUCUGAGAAAGGCAAAAUCUGCUGAAGAGGAGAAAGCUCUGGCAUUCAAACAGAGAGAUGAAGCACUAGGUAGAAUAUCAAAAAUGCAACUAGAUCUGGAAAAAUAUGGAAGUGGAUCAAACAGUGUGAGAUUACUGCAUCAGGUGAAUGAAAUAGAAACCAUACCCAUUCCUCAGCUCAGACAAAUACAGCAACAACUUCGAAUGGACGUAGACAAAUUAGAAAAGGUAAUAGUUUAUCAGCAGAAUAUGAAGUGCAUUAUGUGUCAGGAUCGUAAGCGGACCGUGACAUGCUCUCCUUGCAAUCACCGGGUCUUAUGCGACACGUGUGUCAGUAAAUCAACGGAUUGUCCCAUGUGUCAUGUACAACGGACCAAUUACCGCUUGUAAUGGUGGAAACAUAUAGGAUUUUCAAAUUGUUUUAGUAUCUCGGAGUGCUAUUGACACUAUUGUUAGACAAGUUUUUAUUAUUGUAUCUAGAGGUCUACCCUACGUUUGAAAAUUUGGGAUAUGCUACGUCUUUCCUGUGCAUGAAUUUGGCUGUCUUUUUGGCACAGCUUAUGAUAGAAAGGUUGUUUAGAUAUUAUUUGUUCACAAGACUCCUCACCUUUUUGUGUUUAUUUCACAUUCUUGAAUAAAAACGUAAUUUUUUCAAUAUUACACAAGCAAAAAAAAAAACAUAAAAGAUAUUGCACUCUAAAUCAUGUAAAAUUAUAGUUAAAAAAUUACAAUAAGCAAUAGUGAGGACGUUUAUUUUAUUAAGAGUGGAAGGCGAGAGCUUUAUAAAAUUUGUAUAUAUACGUUAUUGGUUUGUGUUAUUGUAAAAAGCAAUUACUGUGUCUGUGAUUUAGUAAUGAUCAACUCAUGAACAUUUUUUAAGAGUAUUUUUGUCUAUGGACAUGAAUGUAUUUGAAUUAUGUUUAUUUUAUUUCUUAGUUUGGUUUCAAUUUACCUGGAGAUCAGUAUAGUGCUAUAAGAUUAACAAGGAUUUUUUCAUUCAUUCCAAAUAAACUUUUGUCCAUUUUUGUAAUACUUACACUGUAUAUUUUCAUGAUGGUGAAAAUGCAAUGCAAAUUUGUAAUCUCAUUUCUUUUUUCAUCAUGUAAUAACAUUAGGGAUCUGCUGUUAAAAGUAUAUUCUGCUAAAAGAGAUUGCUGACUACUGGGUGUGUACUAAGAUAUAAGAAGACUUUAGUAGUUCAGUUGCAUUAAUGCAGCAACAGAACCAUAAUUUUGAUUUCAUGAUUUAACCUCACAGGUUUGUAAAGCCCAUACAGUCGCUGAAAUCUUGAUAAUUUAAUUUAUUGUCUAAUGAAGUAUGUAUUAUAAAUCAUAAUUUUCCUAGCCAUUGUUAAAAAUAAACAUGAACAUCACAUCAUUA
This is a messenger RNA of Magallana angulata, 3465 nucleotides long. RefSeq names its product putative E3 ubiquitin-protein ligase UNKL. Lineage: Eukaryota; Metazoa; Mollusca; Bivalvia; Ostreida; Ostreidae. The coding region runs from base 16 to 2475 and encodes 819 amino acids. The record is from RefSeq and is a predicted model, not a curated record. The transcript is spliced from 16 exons. Gene Ontology annotation, molecular function: metal ion binding.